AUGGCGGUCACCAUGUCCUCAGCAGCAGCUGCUCCUAAGCAAUGUCGGCGCAAUGCUGGCCAUGUCAACCGUAGUAAUUUCGAUGCUGCGCCGUUGGGGCUGCCGCCCGACGAAUCUCUUUCUCUUCAAUCCCACUACCAUCAGUCUUUACCGUCUUCUAUUUCUGCAUCUACGGCUGCUUCCGUCCAUGCUUCCAUUCCAGCUGCAACUGCAUCUUCUUCUAAUUCUCCUGUAUCUGCUUGCUCUUCGGGUUCUGUUCAGCAGCCCUCGUCAAUCGCUUAUCAACAAUACCACUAUCAACAUAUAGACUUUACCCAGCUGAACGGAGGGAAUGAUCCCUUUCCUGACCACUAUUUUCCCUCUAAUUCUAUUACGGCCCCCUUGUCUGUAGAGGGAUUCAUUCCAACACAAACUGCCACUUCUGCCGCCACCACUACCGCUCCGGCAUCUCCCUGGCUGGAUUUUCUUGAUGUCAGUCUUGAUAUCUUCGACCAGCAUGACCACCCACUGGACGCUUCCCUGCUUUCAACAGGGACCGGCUCGCAAAGUGAACAGGAGUGUAUGUUGUCGAAUCCGUUAUCAGAUGCACCUGCUCCCGUUGAAAUUUCGGAAUAUGACCUAGUACACCCAUAUUCUGUAGGGGAUGAGCUAGAAGUUGAUGAAUCGCUCUAUUUAAACAAUGCGCAAGAUUCCUUCGAGGCACCCGCACUACCAAGAACGCUAUACUCUCCGCCAGAUUACCACCAUUCGUCAAACAACCUGAAGAAUGAUGACUAUAUUCCCACCUCUCAGAGCAUUAUCAACCAGGACAUCAAUCCCACGCAAUGCCAUCAAUUAACCUUCCCAUCUCAAACCCAAGCCCCCACUUACCAACUUCAACCAAAGACAUAUUCUCCCCUGACCCUAAACUCAAGCACCUCUCCAUCCCCUUCAAGUACUAGCACCCUUAAUUCCGCAUCUCCAUCAACGCAAGCUGGCCGUCUUACUGCACAAGCAACCCGUUCCCCUGCUCCAAAAGCCGCAGCAACUGCAGCAGACCUUGCUGCGGACAAGCGUCGGCGCAACACCCUUGCUGCUCGCCGCUUCCGCCAAAAGCAGCAGGACCGUGUUGCAGAGCUGGAACGGACUCUGGAAAGGGUGUGUAAGGAAAGGGAUGAGCUGAAGAUGCAAGCUGCUCGCUGGGAAGGGGAGGCUGUUGCUUUGAGGGGCAUGUUGCAGAAGAGGCGCUGA
Molecule: messenger RNA, 1230 nt
Organism: Paracoccidioides lutzii Pb01
Exons: 3
Coding region: 1-1230 (409 amino acids)
Biological process (GO): regulation of DNA-templated transcription
Molecular function (GO): DNA-binding transcription factor activity
Source: RefSeq, a predicted model, not a curated record